Molecule: messenger RNA, 558 nt
Organism: Panthera uncia (snow leopard)
Lineage: Eukaryota; Metazoa; Chordata; Mammalia; Carnivora; Felidae
Product: pancreatic progenitor cell differentiation and proliferation factor-like
Exons: 1
Coding region: 148-558 (136 amino acids)
Biological process (GO): multicellular organism development; cell differentiation
Source: RefSeq, a predicted model, not a curated record
CUUAGAGCAGGAUUUGUGGUGGAGCUGCCUUAGGUGGUCUCUGCAAAUAGGUCCUUAGCAUCCCGUGCCUGCCACCGUGAUCUUGAUCGAGCGCCAAGGCCCUUGAGGGGUCGCAUGGGAGGUUUCCACUAGCCCACAAGCGACAGCAUGGCAGCCAUCCCCUCCAGUGGUUUGCUCAUGGCCACCCACGACUAUUACCGCUGCCUGGGUUCCACUGCCAGUAACAGCUCCUGUGGAGGUGCAGAGUAUCCUGGGGAAGCCAUCCCUCACCACCCCGGUCCCUCCAAGGCCGACCCAGGUCACUGGAUGGGAAGUUUCUUUUUUGGGAAGUCCACCCUCCCGUUCAUGGCAACACGCUCGGAAUCUCCCCAGGCCUCCAGCGACUUGAUCGCCUGUGACUUGACUCUGGAAGCCAUGAGGAAGCAGCAGCCUGGUGGCCAGUCUGGCAAAGCGAACACCGGACACCCGUCCCCAGUCCUGAGAGGCCACUGGCCCUCUUCAGGAGGCGCUAGGCUCAUCAGAGACCUUCCUGUCCCCUCCUCUCUCCACGUAGACUAG